Molecule: messenger RNA, 846 nt
Organism: Anoplophora glabripennis (Asian longhorned beetle)
Lineage: Eukaryota; Metazoa; Arthropoda; Insecta; Coleoptera; Cerambycidae
Exons: 7
Coding region: 13-846 (277 amino acids)
Source: RefSeq, a predicted model, not a curated record
UUUGAUGUGCAUAUGCAGGAGUUUUAUAUACCUGGUUAUUUAUUGCUACUAGAUAAUAUAUGUAUAAUCUAUAAACUAGUGCAUAGUGUUGUGUUCUUAAAAAUGGAUAAAGAAACUGUCAGCAAGCUCAGGGAAUGGGGUCUUGAAUCCCUCAUUCACAUAUUUGAAGAAAAUGAAAUUUCACUUAACACAUUGCCAUUGCUCGAUGAUGAAACAUUGAAGUGUUUAGUACCCAAGAUAGGGCCUAGAUUAAUUAUUAAAAAGAAAAUUGCAGACAUAUUAGCAAGGCCAAAUAAGGAAGACAUAUCGUUAGAGACUUGCAGUGAUAUUUGUUCCUUUCAUUCUGACGAGGCAAGUACAAGCACAAACGUGCAUCUACCGUUCUCCGUGCGUACAAAUCUUGACUUGAGUACAAGUACAUCAUUGUCACACGAAGGAGAAUCAUUAGAAACUAUUUACACCGUAUUACCUCUGGAAUCCGAAGUUGCCCCUAAAAAACCCAAAUUAACUAUUGCGAAUAAUUUUAAAGAUUUUGAUUUGAAAGACCUUCUUCAUAAAACUUGUAUGGGAAAGGCUAUAAUAAAUAUAUAUGAAACAAAUAAAAAUUUGGACUCUAGAUCUCAGGGAUAUCUGGUAGACAUUAUCUGUCAACAUUUAUUGAAUGCAGAGUAUUCGCGUAUGACUAAUGCUGAUUUCAAUGUUCUAUCAACAUAUAUAGUAAGUCUUUUCCCAAAUGAGUCAAAAGAUGUUUACUACACUCCACCUGUUCGAAAGAGACACUCUCGGGAUAAUAAAUCUGGUGUAGCUAGAGGGAANAAAAAAAAACUGGCUGAAUCGCUACUUUAG